AUGCAAUUGCAAGAGAGUGUGAAAACGUAUCUAUUCGAUGAAUUGCCAUUGGAGAGCACAUCGAAGGUCGAGAGGGACUUUCGUUCAGCAACCGUGUGUCCCUUCUGCCACAAGAAAUUGGAAAACGACAAGGUUAGACAUCAUGCACAUGUGGCAGGUGAAUACACCACAGGAAAUGGAGAAGUACGCCACUUCGAAGCCGGACAGUACAUCUGCACCUGUUGUACCAAGUGUAACCUACAACUCUCCUUCAACAAGAAGAACUAUCGUCUACCAGUCUACUUCCACAAUGGAUCGCACUACGACUUCACAUUCAUCAUGAAGCUCAUCGCGACGAUGCCUGGCGGGAAUCUCGAAGUCAUUCCAACCACUAAGGACAAGGAAAUGCAGAUCGAGUACAAUGGCAUUCAAUUCAAGGACUCGUUGAAACUCAUCAGUAGUCCACUGCGUAACUUGGACCUCUGUGUGCACACCAAAGACCAACUAUGCAAGUACUGUGAUUCUCAAGGUAAGCAAUGGAGUGACGAAUACAUCGAUUUGUUGACACGGAAGGAACCCAUGUUUUACAGUCUCAUCAAAUCAUACGAGACGAUGAGCAAUAGAGUCAUUCCUUCUCGUGAGCAAUGCAUUGAUGAUAUGAAGGGAGAAAUGAUGCCACAAGACGAAUAUGAUCACAUGGUGAAGCUGUGGAAGACCUUCGAUAUCAAGACAUGGGGUGAAUACUACGAAUUAUACAAUGUACUCGAUGUGACUCUCAUGGCUGAUGCAUUCGAGCAUUUCCGAAACACUACACUGAAUGCAUUCGGUGUUGAUCCCAUGCAUUACAUCACAGCACCACAAAUGGCCUAUUCGCUCUUCUUGAAGGUGACAAUGGAGGGUAAUCAUAGUGAGAGUAGCCUCAUGACCCUCGCAAGGAAAUGGGCUCAGUACAUCAUGCGCAUCAACGCGAAUGAGGGACUUGCCGAGAAACAACUGGUGAAAGUGUUCUUGAAUCGCAUGGGUGAAUUCUAUGAGAGCAAGGGCAUUCGAUUGAUGGAGACAAAUGAUAUCGAUGACUUCAUGCGAUUAUUGAAGAACCUGCGAGGAGGUAUCACACAGAUCGUGAAACGGCAUGCCAAGGUUGACAUUGACAACAAGGAGCAAACAACGUCGUCCCAAGGCAUCUACUACCUCGAUGUGAACAACCUGUAUGGAGGAGCCAUGCAUCGAAUGAUGCCUUACGAGUUGGUGGGUGUACCUGAGCGACGAGAAGUGAUGGAGAAGAUCAAUCGUGAUCCAAAUGGAUGGGUGCAAUCAUUCAAGACGUUCGGUAAGUAUGGAUACUUCAUCGAGUGUGACAUCGAGGCACCAGUGGAGCUGCACGACAAGUUCAAUGAUCUGCCAUUCUUUCCCGUACAGAAGGCGGGCAUGUACUCUGAUGGAAUCAAGAAGUACGCUGAGAAGAACGACAUUGUGGACAAAGUGAAAGAGGUGAAUACACCGAAGCUCAUCUGUGAUCUUGUACCUCGUCGCAAGUAUCUCGUGCAUUACUCUCUGUUGCAACUGGACAUUCAACAGGGAUAUCGAGUCACACACAUUCACCACAUCAUUCGAUUCAAGCAGGCACCGUUCAUCUUCGAGUACGUGAACAUGCUGAGUGAGAAACGAGCUAAAUCCAAGACCACUGUGGAGAAGAACCUUUACAAGCUGUUGGCAAACUCGACCUAUGGCAAAUUUGUGGAGAUUGGAUUGAAACGGAUGAAAGUGAAGUUCGCUAACACAUGGAAUGAACGUGAGGCAAUCAUUCAGAAGCAUGGGUAA
Messenger RNA from Blastocystis hominis, 1800 nucleotides. RefSeq lists its product as hypothetical. Gene Ontology annotation, molecular function: DNA binding; DNA-directed DNA polymerase activity; nucleotide binding. The record is from RefSeq and is a predicted model, not a curated record. Lineage: Eukaryota; Bigyra; Opalinata; Blastocystidae. Gene Ontology annotation, biological process: DNA replication. The transcript is spliced from 2 exons. Bases 1 to 1800 code for a protein of 599 amino acids.